Messenger RNA from Phytophthora sojae, 4260 nucleotides. RefSeq lists its product as hypothetical. The record is from RefSeq and is a predicted model, not a curated record. Lineage: Eukaryota; Oomycota; Peronosporomycetes; Peronosporales; Peronosporaceae. The coding region runs from base 1 to 4260 and encodes 1419 amino acids. Gene Ontology annotation, molecular function: protein binding. The transcript is spliced from 5 exons. Gene Ontology annotation, biological process: regulation of GTPase activity.
AUGGCGACAUCCGUGGCCGACGAGGACGCGCUGGCCCUGGCGCUGCGCGUGGACAGCUCCGCGCUGCGCUGCUCCAGCGCCGUCGAUGCUGAAGAUGCUGAUGCUGAGGGGGAGGAGGCGCCAGUGUCGCUGUUCGACGACCCGCGCGUGCGCGUGGACGUGGCCGAGGACCUGACGCUGCUGCUGGGCUUCGAGCGGCGCGUGUACACUGCGGGCGUGCAGGAGGACGUGGAGCAGAGCGGGAGUGAUGGUCAGCAAGGCGUCCCCCUGUGUGUGGUGGUGGGCGCCCAGGACGUCCGCCUGGACGAGGACGAGCGCGUGGCGGACGUCAAGUGGCUGGACCGAGAGCUCUUCGCCGUGGGCUACACGUCGGGCGUCGUGCGCCUCUUCAGCCGCGUGGGGAAGCUCCUCUUCGAGCAGAAGCUGCACGGCGCGGCCGUGCUCAAGCUGGACGUCAACCGCAACGCCGCGACCAUGGUGGCGCCGCGCCGCGCGAGCGUCUUGCUGGCCAGCGAGCCCGACACGGAGGGCGAGUUCUGGGUGCUCUACGCGGACUCGACGGUCGCCAUCAUCCAGAUCUCGGAGAUCCUGAGCAAGCUCAACUCGGCCGUGUUCGGUCCUGGGCAGGCCAGCAAGUUCAGGAAGUACUCGCUGCGAGACCAGAAGGAAAUAGUGGCGGCGGUUCCGUGCGGACCCGUGAGGCCGACGAUCUUCCAGUCGCACGCGCGUCUCGGGGUGUACACGAUCGUGAGCGCGGGGCAGGCGCCGUUCCUCGCGUUCUACCAGGCGGGGAACGACCAGAACUCGAUCAUCCACUUGGCGCAUAUCGCGACUGCCAUUGCUUCGAGGGCUGCUGGAGCUGUGUGGAACUUUGCGACUAGCUGGGGGUGGGGACGAGGUGCUGGUGAGUCGGAGGAGCAAGCAGAUGGACAUGCCGGUUAUACGCAGCUAGGUGCUGGGGCAAUCGACGCUGCGGCUGAGCAUGUGCCUGCCCCUGUCGGCACUACUCGAUCUAUUUACGAGGACGACCGACGGCGAUGCAGAGUUCUCGUGUUGAGCCCGACGGGCAGACUCGCGGCUGUCUCGGACACGCUUGGCCGGAUUCUGCUGGUUGAUACCUCUCGGAUGAUUGUGAUUCGGAUGUGGAAGGGCUAUCGGAACGCGCAGUGUGGCUGGAUGCAGGGCUCGGAAGGCGCUCGCCGUCCUCCUGGGCUUUACCUCGUCAUUUAUUCAGCCCAACGUGGCAUCGUCGAAGUGUGGCGUGCCCGGUAUGGUCCCCGGGUUUUCAGCUUUGCAGUUGGCAACAGCGCGAAGCUUUUCACACAGUUCGACCCCGCGAUGCGCAGGACAAAGUGCGUUGUUCUGUCGAAGACGAGUGAGACUCUCUCGGAGCUGAUUGAGCUGAAGCCCGGGCUGCCCAAUGCGUCGAUUUUGCUCAAGUAUUUCACACAGAACAAACUCCAAGAAGAGAACUUCCUUCUGCACCAGGUGAUAGGUGGCCUUCAGGCAUUUGUGAAGAAGAAACGUGUCGACGCGACUCAUACGCUCGAGCAAGACAUACUGGGCCCGUUGCUAGAAGAUAUCGGCAGCCUUUCUUCAUCCACUACGAUCCAGGCGCUACUCGACGUUUUACUUAAUGCAGACAUGGCAGUAUUGAACGCGAGCUUUUUGCUCAAGGCUUUGGAAAAGUUGCAGCUGGCAUUAAAGAACGGAAUGUCAUCGAGAACGCCGACUGGAGCAGAGUUAUCGCUGCAGUGGAAGUUGCUCUGGCAGCACCGCCUCGUAUCAACUUUUAUCGGAUUUCAGACCGAGUUUGAGCGAGGUAAGCGCGCUCUGAUAACCAUGGUGCAGACUUCCGUUAAAGAUACCAUCUCUCGGUUCAGUGGCAACAAGCAGCAAACUGGUCCAUUGCCGCGCGUCCUUCCGUGGCUGGAGCUGUUUCGUCGGGCUGGUAUUGCGCUGGACGAUGAAUCACGAUCUCGAACACAACGAGCGAUUGAAAGCGCCAGUCAACUCACGGCGUGGGAGUUCAUGGAGUUCUUCUCCAUGCCGUUUAGUGAUCCUGACUUGCCUCGUCGCCGCGAUAUUUUAUCUCUGUUUGAGGUUGCGGAAACGAAGGAGGAGUUUUUGCGUGAGGCUUUCCGCGUGUUGAAAACUCCCAUUUUUCGUAAAUUCUCGACUGCUGCUCAGAGAGAUUGCCUCUUUACGUUUAUCCUCGCGCCAGUGCUAUCGAGUGUCUUCGCUGUUCAGGAGCUGCAACAAUUGAAUUCGGCUAUCUUCUUGUCGGAAGAUAUUCUGACAAGAGUAUUUAUUGAGUGGUUUUACUCACUCCCUCUCAGUGCGAUCCUCGCACUGCCUUCGCCCUCGCUGUCUUCGUCGCUCCAGCGGUGGCUGCAGCCUUAUUUCGUUAUUGCAGAUGUGGAGACAGCAAUAGAGCAAGAGGUAGAAGACAACGCAGGGACGCCUUUUGUUUCGACAGAGAGCCAACUUCGCCGCUUGCGCGAUUGUCCCCGCUCGCUGGUGGAAGUCUUCAACUCAUGCUGGAAGACGCCGAAGCUUUUCCAUGCCUUCGUAUUGAGUGAGCAUUGCGGGUGGGGAGAGAAGCAGUCAGCUAAACAUGCUGAAGAAGAUACCUUCGGGAAGUACAGCAGCGCUGGUAGCGGAACGCGCUGGGUCAUUUUGCAGGACUCCAUCGCUAAAACCGUGCAUUUGUCAUUGCGUCUUGGGAAAGUCGGCCGUCUGUCUGUUGACGCUGUUGAGCACGUUGAUGACAUCAUUCGAAGUAUUGCGGUAAUGCAAAUAAACGAUGGCCACGAGGCUGGUGAAGAUGACGCUGCAGUACAACUACCGACGGACCGUGUUGAAGCAAGCAUGAGUGAAGAUGGUACAGACGGCUGGGUCGCGACAAUGGAAAACUGUCGGAAGGCUGUCCAGAUGAAGGAUUGCCCAGCAGUAUUGCGUGCUUAUCCCCAAUUCUCGAACAAGGAUUCUCUGUGCUGCUUCCGGGUCGGAGUCCUGUGCACCGCGUGGAAUGCAGAGCGUUCGGACAUGCGUCAGCUGGAGGAUGCGCUGCUGGAGCUCGAUUGUGUGGAGUCUCUUCGAAUAAAAGUGGCAAUGGCGGCGCAUAUCUGGGAAAGAUAUAUUCGUGUGCACGUGGUCACGCUGAUUACGUUUUGGGAGGAAAGCGCUGCUGGCAAGAAGCCGCAACGCGGUCUCCAGCCUCAAGUGGCUCGCCGGUUUUUUGGUAUAAUCCGGAAUCUGCUUGUCACUUUGUUGUCAGCAGUCAAAGCAAUGUCCGCAUCGCGAGCCAUAGCAACUGCGUACGGCGAGGACGGAGCUGACAGCGAAUACGACGAUGAAACAAGCGAUGCGGAUGCCGACUCUGACGAAGACGAUGUUGAUACUGUGUCGCGUACCACUGCAUUCAAGAUGGAAAGCUUGACUCAAUCAGUCAAGUGGCGUUGCCGUGUGAAGGAUCUCCAUUUGAUAUUCCGGCAGCGAUGGCCACCUUCACAUGAUACAUCUGCACUGAUGCAGUCGCUGGGGAACUUCAAGUUUGACAUGGUCUCAGUGACGCAGAUCGCAGAUCACAUCAGUUUGAUUAUGCUGCUCGAUUCCUUCGCCGCGACGGCAGUGACACCGAUCUCAAUUGUGAAGCUGUUCUCGAAUAGUGGUCGAUAUUUGUGCCGCUCGGACAGCUUUCUGAUGACCCAAGCACCGACUGAGCCUAGCAAAGAAGAGGUGAACUCUAUCAACCGGAAUCGUACCAGGUUCCUGAAGGAGCUUCUCCGGCAUGACGAAGCGCUGGGGUUUGCGCUUGCAGAGGCCUUUGGACUGCCGUUGGAGGUGAUUCGUGAAGAGUACGUGCUCUUCUUGUACCAGUCCGGCCGGGACGAGCGCGCAGACUUGGCGAUUGAGAAGAUGCAGAAACCGGAACGCUUGGUACUGAAGCUUGGAGCGAUCGCUCGAGCUCGGCUUUCCCUUAUUCUGCGGCGAAUGAAGACGGAGGCAGAGUACGCCGUGGUGAUGAGUAUGCUGCCUGCAGACGUCUUCGCGUGGGUGAUCAGUGACUCUCAGCCACCUCUCGUGGCGGACCCCCUAGUCGAGAAACUCGACCUCACGCCAUCGCUUACUUCUACUCACUACCUGCUGCUCAAGUGCUUGGCGUUGAUUGCUCCCACCGGCGAGGAGUUCGAGAAGGUAUCAGCAAUGUCCGUGCUGGUGAAGGAUGUCAUCAGCCAGGUAAAGCUGCAUUCAUAG